AUGGCUCACCAAAAAGUUUUUAUAUUCCUCUUAAUUUUUGGUACAGUACAGAGUGCUAGCAUAUUAGAGAGUUCUUAUGAUUAUGUAAUGAAUUUAGGGAAGAAUUUUGCUCCUAGUUUUAUGUCUAUUUUGGACUGUUUCGGUGGAGAUGAUGCUUGGGGUUGUGCUAAAGAAAAGGCGGGGAAAAUGCUCGACGGAUGGGAUAAGGAAGUUGACAAACAGAGGAGAAUGUGGCGAGAUGCCGCUGAUGCCGAAGUAAGAUCAUCCGGACGUUCUCUACAAGAAAUGCCAUCAACCCUCGGGAAAGAGAUCGAGGAAUCUCUUCUUUCCCUUUCUGAUAUGGUACAGAACGGCAUGGCCAGGGCGUUAGCCAGGAAAAAACACGAUGGAGGCUUAGAUAGUAUCACAAUUACAACGUCAAGCGAGAAGAAGAAGAAAAUGAAGAAAAAGCAGAAACCACCCAAAAUACAUCUACAUCCAAUCGUCAUGCCGAUGAAACAGGCUGAAGAGAAAGGUCACUUAGUAGAAAAGAAGGGAUUGGAAUUAGAAGGAAGGCGUGUGGAGAAUGUUGGAGUAGAGGGAAUGGAAAGAAAGGGAAGGGUCUUGGAAGGGAGAGGAAUUAUAGAAGAUAUGUGGAAGAUUGGGGAGGGAGCAUUAGAUGCUGUAGCUGAUCACGUAUUGGAAAAAGAGAAUGCGGAGAAUGGAUUAGCUGAUCGAAGCACGGUAGCAGAGCAAAGAGGUAAAAAGAAGAAGAAGAAGAAGGCUAUCCUGAAACUUCUACUCCUCGGAGCCGUUCUGAAGGCCAAGAUCGGGACACUGCUUCAGAUUCUAUCCUUCAAGUUGCAGGUGAAAUUCUUCAUAAUUGCGUUGAUUGGUCUGGGCAUCAAUUUGGCGCGAUUCUGGGUGGAGUUAAAAAGAAACACCAGGAACCACAGAAGGUAA
Molecule: messenger RNA, 942 nt
Organism: Pieris macdunnoughi
Lineage: Eukaryota; Metazoa; Arthropoda; Insecta; Lepidoptera; Pieridae
Source: the annotation of a GenBank genome assembly